AUGCGGUGGCGCUAUUGCGAACUACUUGCCGGUGCCGUAGCGAACCUGGCUACCGUUUCGCUCGGCUGUGCCAUUGCGUGGCCCGCACCAGUACUGCUUAAGCUCACCGAUGUCAAUCUGGAGGAUAAUCCAUUCGGUGUGGUCGUCACAGAGCGUGAUAAAGCAUGGAUGGAUGGUGCUAUGGCGAUUGGUGGACUCUGUGGACCAUUGGUGGCACGCUGGAUAAGCCUGCGGCAAGGACGCAGGAUAGCGUUGCUGCUCAGUGCCGUUCCCUACAUCGUGGCGUGGCUUUUGCUCAUGAUCGUCGGAUCGAUUUCGUUGGCAAUCGUCGCUAGGGCAGUUACAGGGUUUGCCAAUGGGUACGUCCUGCUAGCGGUGACGUUGUAUAUCGGAGAAAUCGCUAGCGAUCGCUACCGAGGUGCGCUUGGAUGCUUCAUACAGAUCGGCACGACGCUUGGAGUUCUCUAUGUAUACUGCCUUGGGCCGUUUGUGAGCUAUCUAGCGCUGCAGGCUCUCUGCUGUGCCGUCCCCAUCCUGUUCGGUACACUGUUCCUGUACAUGCCAGAAACUCCACACUUCCUGAUAGAGCGAGGGCUUUAUCAGCGGGCCGCCGAGACGCUGAUGUUCCUCCGAGGUGCCCAUAGCCUAGAUGAAGUGCAGCCAGAACUGGAGGAGCUGAAACAGUACAUCCUCCAGCGAGCGCCGGGAGCCACCACUCGCGGCUUUAUCCACCUCUGGCAGUUGGUUACGAGUCGAGCGAAUUGUCGAGCAUUGAUCAUCACCAUAGGGUUGGUGGUGUUUCAACAGGCCACAGGCAUCGACAGUAUUAUCGCCAAAAGCGAAAAGCUCUUCGCUAAGGCAAACAGUGCCCUCGAUCCAGUCCAUUCCACCAUCGUGCUCGGAGUCAUUCAGUUCCUCGCCAGCUGCGCCACACCCUUCUUCAUCGAUGGAUGCACCGGGCGACGUCCGAUCCUGCUAGGAUCCUCGAUCGGAAUGACGCUUUCUGUAGCCAUCCUUGGCACCUAUUUCCUGCUAGAGCGCCUCCUGAUAGCAUCCGGAAUGCUUGAAUUCAUCAACUGGCUGCCACUGACAGCGCUGGUGGUGUUUGUGGCGCUGUACAACGGUGGCUACGGUCCAGUAGCAUGGGCCCUCGUGAUGGAAAUGUUUCCUCACGCGAUCAAACCGAGCGGGGUAACGAUUUGCGUUCUUACAGCCAUUCUGUUCGAUUACGCCAUCCUGCAGCUACUCAAUAGCUUCAUCGUGUCCGUCGGCUACGACUGGGCGUUCUGGAUGCUGGCGAUCAUCGGUUCCGCCAGCUUCGCCUUCGCCUGGUGGAUGGUGUUCGAAACGCGCGGGUUAACCCUAGUCGCGAUCCAGGAACGACUCGCCGGUAACAAGGUUGUGCGAUUAUGA
Molecule: messenger RNA, 1413 nt
Organism: Anopheles coustani
Lineage: Eukaryota; Metazoa; Arthropoda; Insecta; Diptera; Culicidae
Product: facilitated trehalose transporter Tret1-like
Exons: 2
Coding region: 1-1413 (470 amino acids)
Biological process (GO): transmembrane transport
Cellular component (GO): membrane
Molecular function (GO): transmembrane transporter activity
Source: RefSeq, a predicted model, not a curated record